CGGAGCCAUCUUGUCCUGUCUGGCAUCUUCCAGUGUCUCUAUGCCAACAUGACACCUCGCUGCUUCGUUGUCCGCCACGGCGAGACUGAAUGGUCCCUUAAUGGCCGCCACACGAGCGUCACCGAUCUCUGCUUGACUGCGAACGGAGAGAAACGUAUCAAGGCGACCGGAAGGGCGCUUGUGGGCAGUGAUCGCCUGAUUGUCCCGAAGAAACUGGCUCAUGUUUACGUCUCUCCCCGUACCAGAGCGCAACGCACCCUGGAACUUCUGGAAAUUGGCUGCAGGGAAAAACUCCCCUGGCAGUCCACCAGGCGACCCGAGUCCGAGGAGCCAAUCAGGACAGGCGCCCGGGUUGAAAUAACUGAGGCGAUCAGGGAAUGGGACUAUGGGGAGUAUGAAGGGUUGACGAGUACGCAGAUCAAGGAAUUGAGGGAGAAGAAGGGAGAGGAGCCAUGGGAUAUUUGGAAACACGGAUGUCCCGGUGGGGAAUCUCCGCAAGAUGUCAUUAAGCGCCUAGACGCCCUCAUCGCCGAAAUCAGAUCAAAAUACCAUCACUCUGACUGCGUUGCGAAUUCGGACGAAGACUCGAAAUCCGACAUUCUUGUGGUCGCCCAUGGCCACAUCUUGCGAGCAUUUGCAAUGCGUUGGAUCGGGAAGCCUCUGACAGACACGGCGUUCAUCCUGGAAGCCGGUGGUGUAGGAACACUGAGCUAUGAACAUCAUAACAUCGAUGAACCGGCUAUCCUCCUCGGGGGAUCAUUUGUGGUUGAGUAGGCUGCGCUGAGCAUGUAGGGUUAUAUUAUUCUUUUUUUGGCACUGUAUUGGAAUUUUGCCCAUAGCAACAGUAGUCGACUCCCCUGUAUAGAACGAUUAAAUAUAGAUCAGCAACCAGUACGCAUAUAGCAGCAGAAAGAAAAUAAGCGAGGAAGAAAAGAGACCAGCAACCAACAUUAUUG
Monascus purpureus is the source of this 956-nucleotide messenger RNA. NCBI's taxonomy places the organism in Eukaryota, Fungi, Ascomycota, Eurotiomycetes, Eurotiales, Aspergillaceae. The record is from the annotation of a GenBank genome assembly.